GUACCUUCUUCUUAGCCUGUCUGUGGUGUGGUCUGUCUGAGUGACGCUUUAUUGCUCGAGCAGUGAGGUUAUGUUUGUUGAUUUUAUAUUUGACUGUAAUAAAUUAAUAAAGUACCCAUUCUCUUUAAAAUUGCUCGUUUGCUAUAAUUAAUUACUUCCAAAAUAUUUUCAUUUAUUCCAUGCUGACAUAAAUUAAACAAGCAUGUCAACAGAUUUUUACAUCCGAUAUUACGUCGGGCAUAAGGGAAAGUUUGGUCACGAAUUUUUAGAAUUCGAAUUCCGACCUGAUGGAAAAUUACGUUAUGCUAACAAUUCUAACUACAAGAAUGAUACUAUGAUUCGCAAGGAAGCCUAUGUUCAUCCUUGUGUAAUGGAGGAAUUGAAAAGAGUUAUUUUGGAUUCGGAAAUAAUGCAUGAAGAUGAUCACCUAUGGCCGCAGCCGGAUAGAGUUGGCCGACAAGAAUUGGAGAUAGUGAUCGGUGAAGAACAUAUAUCUUUCACAACUUCAAAAACUGGUUCAUUAGUUGAUGUUAAUCAGUCACGAGAUCCUGAAGGUCUACGUUGUUUUUACUACCUUGUCCAAGAUCUUAAAUGCUUGGUAUUUUCACUAAUUGGUCUUCAUUUUAAAAUUAAACCUAUAUAAGAUAAUGUAUUUGUAAGCUAACUAAUAAAAUAUUUUGACCAUAUCUUA
Diatraea saccharalis (sugarcane borer) is the source of this 691-nucleotide messenger RNA. The record is from the annotation of a GenBank genome assembly. Lineage: Eukaryota; Metazoa; Arthropoda; Insecta; Lepidoptera; Crambidae.